UGCAUCCUGGAGGCCAACACACCUCCUCCUCUUCCUCCUCCUCUCCCUCCUCUUCCUCUCUUCCUCCUGACAGCAGGAAUGCGAGCUGCAGGCCGACACAUGUCUUCAGAGAGCAGAGAUAAGAGAGCUCUGACAGUCUGACAGAGAGAGGACCAGGUCUGCUGGGAGGACAUGAGAGGUUACCGAGGCAUUAAGUACACGCUGUUCGUCUGCUGCUACGUCUUCUGGGUUGUGAGCGCCGUCCUCACAGCGGUCGGGAUCUACGCCAAGAUCGCCAAGGAGAACGAUGUGGUUGAUACCCUGACAUUAGAUCCAGCUCUGCUGCUGAUCGUCGUUGGCUCGAUGAUGUUCCUCAUCACGAUCCUCGGCUGUUUCGGGGCGCUGCGUAACGCCCCCUGCCUGCUGAAGACGUUUUUGGGGAUCCUGGUAACCGUCCUGGUCCUGCAGAUCGCCGCUGGAGUCGUGGGGUACCUCUUCACCGACACGGUGAUGGAGAGGACGGAGAAGCUGAUGAUGAAGGCCAUAGUCCGCUAUAGGGAGGACCGGGACCUGGAGAACGCCAUCGACUUCAUCCAGAAGAAGUUUCAGUGCUGUGGAGUCGAGAGCUUUAAGGACUGGUCCAAUAAUGUCUACUUUGAAUGUUCAGACACAAACCCAAGUCUGGAGGCCUGUGGAGUUCCCUUCUCCUGCUGCGUUCGCCAACAGAACCAGACGGUGCUGAACACCAUGUGUGGUUAUGGGAAGCAGAAGCUGGAGGCGCGUUAUGGAGUUCAGGGCAUCUUCUCUUCGGGCUGCCUGGAAGAGAUCGUCUGGUGGGCCAAAAACAACCUGCUGCUGGUGGCCGGGCUGACUGGAGGGCUACUACUACUAGAGGUCCUGAUGAUCGGCCUGGCCGCCGCUCAGACCUCCUGGAUCGAGAAAGUCCAGCGACUGAAGAACCACAACGCUCCCAGGGGCCGAAAAGCAGAGAGGAAGGACAGCUACUGGUACCCUGCUUUCAAAGACUUCAACGAAGACGAAAACUACUUGUGAAGGGGGGUCCCUGUCCCCCUAGGGGUACUCUGGAGGACUCCAGGGGGUACGUGUCCCCCUAGUGGUAAUCUGGAGGACU
Messenger RNA from Perca flavescens (yellow perch), 1111 nucleotides. Its product is annotated as tetraspanin-33. Lineage: Eukaryota; Metazoa; Chordata; Actinopteri; Perciformes; Percidae. Gene Ontology annotation, cellular component: plasma membrane. The coding region runs from base 172 to 1032 and encodes 286 amino acids. The record is from RefSeq and is a predicted model, not a curated record. The transcript is spliced from 8 exons.